Rhagoletis pomonella (apple maggot) is the source of this 3642-nucleotide messenger RNA. Its product is annotated as exostosin-3-like. Gene Ontology annotation, molecular function: glycosyltransferase activity. Gene Ontology annotation, cellular component: membrane. Bases 120 to 3047 code for a protein of 975 amino acids. NCBI's taxonomy places the organism in Eukaryota, Metazoa, Arthropoda, Insecta, Diptera, Tephritidae. The transcript has 2 exons. The record is from RefSeq and is a predicted model, not a curated record.
CUUAACUUGGUCUUAAGAAAAUGGAGAAUCUGCAGAAUUUUGCACGUACGCCGCAAUUUCUGCGCAAAGUCAUCUCCGAAGCGAGAAGGCGGAUCAUUUGUUGAUACUUGUCGUGGAAGAUGUCCAACAGCUGUUUGGAAACAACUUCGACUUACACACAGCUAACAAGCAAUCAGCAUUGUGCCGCACGGUCCUGCUGCCCGGGAGGUAGUGCUUGCAGUGGAGCUGCAGGCGGUGGUAGCAACAUAAUGAGCUUUGCCUGGUUUCGUUUUCAACGCAUCUAUAAAUUGUUGCUUCUUGUAUUGCUGCUGCUUCUACUUUGGCCACUAUUCGCUCAACGCAACUUGCGAAAUCCUGCCAACGAUGUGCCCACCACCGAUGUCCAUCGCAGCCGACCGCUGCUGAAUGCUUACGAGGACUUUAGUUCGAUGCGUGCCAGCGACUUGAAAAUGCGUAUAGAAGAGAUGUUGCGCAUAAAAAGUACGGUUUCGGUGGAAUUGCGUGAAUUGGAGUCGCGCCGACAAAAAUUGCAAGCCGAUAUAGGCGGAUACAACCAAAAAAUUGAGGACUUGAAGCAAAAUUUAAUGCGUGAACAGACCGAGCUGGAACGUUUGAAAAUCUCGGUACAGCAAGCGCAAGUGGCCCAACGUGAAGCCGUCCAACGCAACACACCCGACUUAGCUUUGCCUCGUACUUUAUAUCCCUAUGUGUUGCCGCGCAAAAUGCCUGCAAUAACUGCAGCCGCAGCGUUGCCCUGCGAAAUGCACAAUUGCUUCGAUCACUCGCGCUGUAGUCUCACGUCUGGUUUUCCUGUGUACCUAUAUGAUCCAGACGCCUAUAGCGUGUUGCGUACUGGUUACGAUAUCGAUGGAUUCUUGAAGACCACGAUUAAACAAACUCUCGGCUAUAAUGCACACAUUGUGCAGGAACCCAGACUGGCUUGUAUAUUCCUGGUGCUCGUUGGCGAAGCUAUGUUGGAAAAUGAUUUGCUGAAGAACAAUCGAUAUGCAGCUGAAGAGGAAGAACACAAAGCCGCCGUGCAAUCACCUAAAAGUGAUGACCUGCCCAUUGACUUGGAUAAACUUUACCGGUUGCCGUACUGGGGUGGCGAUGGACGGAAUCACGUUUUACUCAAUUUGGCGCGUCGUGAUUUGCAUUCUACGCGCACAAACGCUUUUAUCAAUCAAAACACAAUGCGUGCAAUAGUUGUGCAGUCCACAUUUGAAUUGCUACAAUUUCGCCCGAAUUAUGAUAUAGUUGUGCCACCAAUUUUGGGGCCACCUGGCGGAGAUGUCUGGCAGGAAUGUGCGCUGAUGGUGCCAGCGCGUCGCACAUAUCUGUUAUCUUUUCAAGGCGAAUUACGCCCAGCUGACAAAACAGUGCAGUCGCAUCCGUUAGACGACUUUAUUUUGGAUCAUCUGGCGGAGAUGGCCAAAGGCGCCACUCAAGAUAAAUUCCUGUUGCAAUUCACAUGCAUGCCAGCCACGGAGCAAUCGGACAAAGUAGCUUUUGUGGAUUGGGCACUUUGCGGUACGGACUCUUCGCGCAAAUCCAUACUCAAAGAGUCGACAUUCGUGCUGAUUCUUCCGCCAUUGGAGAAAAGGAUAAGCUCUACACUGAUGUUAGCGCGCCUAUAUGAAGCGCUCAGGUCCGGCGCCAUACCUGUCAUACUCGGCGCUGACGAAGUUCGUCUGCCUUAUGCAGAAACUAUCGAUUGGCGGCGACUAGCACUACUGCUGCCUAAAGCGCGCAUUACCGAACUGCAUUUCCUGUUGCGUGCCGUGCAGGAUGCUGAUCUCUUGCAAAUGCGGCGUCAAGGUCGACUGAUUUGGGAGCGCUAUCUGAGUUCGGUGCAAGCUACGGUGGACACAAUCAUUGCCAGUUUGCGUGAUCGUCUUGGCAUACCACCGCGCCCAGUGUCACCGAUUGUCGCACAAAGCGUGUUCAACAACACAUUUAUACCGCUCAAAUCGGAUCCGCCAGUUGGUUUAGAUACAGAACCGGAGGAAUCGUUGGGUCCCAUCGAACCACCGUAUCCCAGUCCUACAUACAGGCGUAAUUACACAAUUUUACGUACGCAAUCGAGUGAAGCUUGGAAUGAUUGGGUUGAUCCGUUUUACAUGUAUCCACAACUACCUUUUGACCCUGUACUACCCGCAGACGCUAAAUUCCUUGGAUCCCACAUGGGCUUUCGUCCGAUCGGUAAAGGCAGUGGUGGCGCCGGAAAAGAGUUCAGCGAAGCACUAGGCGGCAACUAUCCACGCGAACAAUUCACUAUCGUAAUACUUACGUACGAGCGUGAGCAGGUACUUAUGGAUUCUCUUGGCCGCCUCUAUGGCUUGCCAUAUUUGCACAAGGUCGUGGUAGUUUGGAAUUCACCAAAGCCACCGCUAGAUGACUUGCGUUGGCCCGACAUUGGUGUGCCAGUGGCUGUGGUACGUGCACCGCGCAACUCGCUGAAUAAUCGUUUCCUACCCUUCGACGUUAUCGAAACUGAGGCAGUGCUGUCGGUGGAUGACGAUGCACACUUGCGACACGAUGAGAUUUUAUUCGGUUUCAGAGUUUGGCGUGAGCAUCGUGAUCGUGUUGUAGGCUUCCCGGGGCGAUUUCUAGCCUGGGACUUGAACUCCAAUCGCAAUUGGAACUACAAUUCCAAUUACAGUUGCGAGCUGAGCAUGGUGCUGACGGGUGCCGCAUUCAUACACAAAUAUUAUAUGUAUUUGUACACAUACCACUUGCCACAGGCGAUACGAGACAAGGUGGAUGAGUAUAUGAACUGUGAGGAUAUUGCCAUGAAUUUCUUGGUCUCGCACAUAACACGUAAGCCGCCCGUAAAAGUGACGUCACGUUGGACUUUUCGCUGCCCCGGAUGUCCGGUGUCGCUCAGCGAGGACGACACACAUUUCCAAGAGCGCCAUAAAUGCAUCAAUUUCUUUGUGCAGGUUUUCGGCUACACACCACUAUUGAAUACACAAUACCGCGCCGAUUCAAUACUCUUUAAAACGCGAAUACCGCACGACAAGCAAAAAUGUUUCAAAUAUAUUUAAGCGCCGUUAUUACGAUAAGCGAUAUUAAUGUAUGUACAUCCAAGUACAUAUGUAUGUACAUAAUAUGUAUGUAUGUAUGUAUGUAUGUAGGCUUCUAGAAGCUAUUUUUUAUGCACUGAAUUUAAGCUAAGCAGCAUCCUACACUACGCUAACACUACAUUUACAAUGGUCAAGAUUUAUGUGUGUGUUGGUAUGUGGAUAUACACACAGCCAUAUUUUGCUAAUAUAUAUGUAUACAGUUUUUGAAUUUAGUUCGUAAGCAUAAAGUUACAUUUUAUUUUGUAUUCUAGAAAAAUAGUUUUGUGCAGUUCUAUUCUUUAAUCUAACUAAAUAUGUAUGUGUAUGUAUACACAAGCAAAGUAAAUGAGAAAUACUACAUAUUUUUUGCAUAUCACUUCAAAUUUAAUGAAAACCUAUUUUGCUCAUUUAAAUUUUUAAAUCAUUUUAAAAUCGAAGAUCCUUGCACUACAUGCUUCGCCUAAAUUUAACUAAAUUUAAAGUUUUAAUAUCGUUUUCUAAUAAGCGAGUGCAUUACUUUAACUACAAAUACGUAAUAAUGCAUAGUCUUCUUCGAAACGCAAAAGGCCGUAACUAA